AUGGUCCAGCGUGUGACUUACAGGCGUCGUCACGCCUACGCGACCCGGAGCAACGUCAUCCGCAAGCUCAAGAAGCCCGGCGGCGGUCUCACGGUCCACUACGUCAAGAAGAAGACCAAGGGUCCCCAGACCCCCUCCGGCGACCACGGCCGCAUCCACGGCGUUCCUCGCGUGGCGCAGGUCAAGUACAGCAGCAAGCACAUGGCGAAGAACAAGAAGAGCGUGACUCGCGCGUACGGCGGCGUCCUCUCCGCCGGCGCGGUUCGCGAGCGCAUCACCCGCGCCUUUCUCGUCGAGGAGCAGAAGAUCGUGAAGAAGGUUCUCAAGAUGCAGGCUGGCAAGAAGUGA
Micromonas commoda is the source of this 348-nucleotide messenger RNA. RefSeq lists its product with no specific name. The coding region runs from base 1 to 348 and encodes 115 amino acids. NCBI's taxonomy places the organism in Eukaryota, Viridiplantae, Chlorophyta, Mamiellophyceae, Mamiellales, Mamiellaceae. Gene Ontology annotation, molecular function: structural constituent of ribosome. The record is from RefSeq and is a predicted model, not a curated record. The transcript has 3 exons. Gene Ontology annotation, cellular component: cytosolic large ribosomal subunit; ribosome. Gene Ontology annotation, biological process: translation; ribosome biogenesis.